AUGAACGAAAUUCCGAUUGUAUUAUUUUCUGUUAAGAAUAAAGGAAAUACUUUGUUCUUCGAUGCAUAUUCUCAGACCGAUUCCAUUAAUUACAAUUCAAAUGUGACCCCGCGUGAAUACUCUAACUACUAUCGCUUUUAUGUAAACAAGUACAAAAAUUAUAAUUCAAUUAAUGUGCAAUCUGACCAAUUAAAAAAUAGUGUUUUUGAGCAAAAAAUUGAUCUUUCAAAUGAAAAAAACAGACGUUGUGUUUGUAGUUCAAGUGAAUAUAUUGAAUUAGAAGGUAAUCAAUUGAAAAAUGGCAUUCCAAUUACUCAUGUACCACGUGAGAACGAAAUAGAUCCUAAUCUAAACGAUUUUGGAACAAAAAAUUGGCAAGUAACCAGUUAUGUGAAAAGCCAAAGCCCAGAACUCAACUUUCGUCAUUCAAGCUCUGAAAUUCAUAAUAUUCGUUUAAAUAAUAGUCCAUAUUUAUACACAAAUAAAAAUUAUACUAAAUACCCAUCAAAACAAAAUAAUAUGGGUGAAAGACAUUAUAAUAGAGAAUUAUGUAGGCAUUGCCAAUAUUCUUCUGUAAAAAACAUUGAUUUUUAUAUUGAUCCAUCUCCGAAAUAUAAUUUUAUUUCAAAUUCUAUUCCUGAGGCUUUAACAAUGACUAUUAUGAUAGGCGUUAAUGCAGUUGUUGAAAUCAUUGCUAGUAUUGCAGUGAAAUUUUGUGCGAGAAUUCCUGAUAAGGACGAAUUAUAUCCAGGAACUGGAUGUGUUCUUAUGGACUAUUUAAAUGAUAAAAUUGAUCACUUAUUAAAUGAUCAAGCUGAAAUUCACGACGAAUCCACAGAAAAUCAACAAUCUGAGAACGACACAAAAAGUUCGAAUAUAAACUGCGAGGCAUGGAUCAGCAACAAACUUGACGAAAUCAUGAAUCAUUCUAAUUACAAAGACAGUGAAAACAAAAUCCCUUAUAAAUACAACGGUCUAUAUGACGCACUAAUCAAGAACUGCUAUCACAAGGCCGAUGAGUCAGGUUUUGACCCAGUUAAAUAUUCAGAGAACUUGCCGUACACCCUCCCAUUUGUUAGCGCUAGAACACAAACUCUCCGGAGAGGAUUCAUAGAUUAUCCAGAAACUAAUUCGUAA
This is a messenger RNA of Cryptosporidium ubiquitum, 1137 nucleotides long. RefSeq lists its product as uncharacterized. Bases 1 to 1137 code for a protein of 378 amino acids. The transcript has a single exon. The record is from RefSeq and is a predicted model, not a curated record. NCBI's taxonomy places the organism in Eukaryota, Apicomplexa, Conoidasida, Eucoccidiorida, Cryptosporidiidae.